Dermatophagoides farinae (American house dust mite) is the source of this 1677-nucleotide messenger RNA. RefSeq names its product N-acyl-phosphatidylethanolamine-hydrolyzing phospholipase D. Gene Ontology annotation, biological process: N-acylphosphatidylethanolamine metabolic process; N-acylethanolamine metabolic process. Gene Ontology annotation, cellular component: membrane-bounded organelle; cytoplasm. Lineage: Eukaryota; Metazoa; Arthropoda; Arachnida; Sarcoptiformes; Pyroglyphidae. The record is from RefSeq and is a predicted model, not a curated record. Gene Ontology annotation, molecular function: N-acylphosphatidylethanolamine-specific phospholipase D activity.
UCUUUUCAUUAUAUUUUGUGAUGUUUAAUGAUUUUUUUUUUUAAAAAAUGUGCCAAAAAUAUUUGUUAAAGAUUCGUAAAAACCAAUGGUUUAUUAUUCAAAAUAAGAUGUGAUUAUAUAUGUAAUUUAUUCAUCAAUUGAAAAAUGAUACAAAAAUUUAAAUUUUUAUCCAAACGAACCAAUUCUUGUGAACAAAAUGAUGAUUAUAAUAAUAAUGAUAGCUCUGUAAUAACAUCCGGUUCGGAAAAGAAAUUGGUUAGCCGUAAUGCUGUCAUUUGUUCAUCGGGAAAGGAUAAAUAUCGUCAUGAUAGUGAAAGAGCCAAUAUUCCAAUACGACCAGUUAAUUCGGAAUUGGAAUAUGUUCCAGAAAGUAAUAAUAAUAAUAAUAAUCAUCUUAAGGUUAAUAAUCCGAUUCAUGCAUCAAGACAAUCAAUGUAUUGUACGAAUGAUUUGAUUGCCAGUACAUCAUCAUUAUGUCCUUCACAUCAUUCACAAUUAAGUCGACAAAAUUCAACCACUAGCCAGGUGGUCAAAAGACAUACGGUCGUCAAUCGUUUGGAUCUAGAAUCAUCAAUGAUGAUUGGUGGAAAAUUUCAGAAUCCAUGGCCCAAUUAUAGAUCGCCUACAUUCACCAAUAUUCUUAAGCUAGGACUUUCACGUGACAAAAGCAAUGUUGCAUCGAAAAAAGAUCUGAAUCAACAUUUACCCAUUCUGGAGCCGAAUAUUUCAACUGAACCACCAGAAAAUUCAUUUCGAAUCACUUGGUUAGGUCAUGCUUCUGUGUUGGCCGAAUUCGAUAAUAUGGCAGUAUUGACUGAUCCAAUGUUUAGCGAAAGAGCAUCACCUAGUCAAGUGAUUGGUCCAAAACGUUAUCGCGAUCCUCCAUGCACGGUUCAUGAUCUUCCUUCGAAUCUGGAUGCCGUUGUCAUAUCACAUUCACAUUAUGAUCAUCUUGAUUUAAACACUGUCGUUCUAUUAAAUGCAAGAUACGGCUCGGAUCUUCGAUGGUUCAUUCCUAUCGGUCUAGGUGAUUGGUUUGGUCGAGUUGGCUGUGAAAAUGUUGUCGAAUUAGAUUGGUGGGAAGAGAAUUGUGUACCCGACAAAAAUGAUGUUUCAUUCGUAUUCACACCAUCACAACAUUGGAGUAAACGAACAUUGACUGAUGACAAUAAAUCUUUAUGGGGAAGUUGGGUAGUUAAAGGUCCUCGUUAUCGAUUCUUUUUCACCGGUGAUACCGGUUUUUGUGAUGUAUUCAAACGAAUUGGAUCUAUAUAUGGCCCAUUCGAUGUGUCGGCCAUCCCAAUUGGAUCGUAUGAACCACGAAGAUAUAUGAAAUAUCAGCAUAUUAAUCCAGCUGAAGCUGUUCAACUACAUAAAGAUUUACGAAGUAAAUUUUCUGUAGCCAUUCAUUGGGGCACAUUUGCUUUUUCAGAUGAACAUUUUUUAGAGCCACGUAAUCAAUUACGAAUCGAAGCCGAAAAGGCUAGGAUUAAUUGUAAAAAAUUUGCCACAUUCAUGCAUGGUGAAACUCGUAUCAUCACCCCUAGCGGAAAGGUUGAAUCAACUCAUCAGAAUAAAAUUGUUACAUAAAUCAUUGUAUAUCAUAAUUUACCUUUUUUUGAUCUUCUGUGAUAUUUUAAUUUUACUUUGUCUUAAUAAAUUCAAAUUCAAUCAUUG